Messenger RNA from Vicia faba (fava bean), 336 nucleotides. Lineage: Eukaryota; Viridiplantae; Streptophyta; Magnoliopsida; Fabales; Fabaceae. The record is from the annotation of a GenBank genome assembly.
AUGGCAUUAGUUUCUGGAGGAAGAUCAACCCUAAACCCGAAUGCACCUCUUUACAUUCCGGCUGCUUUUCGUCAGGUGGAGGAUUUUUCUCCGGAAUGGUGGCAGCUGGUGACGACACUGACAUGGUACCAUGACUACUGGCUUAACCAGCAGCAUGAUGAUGAAGGCUUCUUCAAUGAAUUUGACGGCAACGACGUGGUUGAUUUGCUUCCUGAUGCAUUUGAUCUUGAUGUGAAUGAUGAUGAUGAUGAUCUUUCUAUUGAAGCGCAGCUUGAAGAGUUUAUCAAGUCUUCUGAAGCUCAAGAAGAAGCUUUUGCAAAGAAAUUUACUGGAUGA